AGCGGCUGACCUUCCCCCCAAAAGCUUUGUGUCGAUUUCUCCAUUUUCCCGCUGAGAUGGGGACGGGAGCCCGGUCCCCCCACCCUCUUUUCCCUCCUCCCGGGGUUCGCCUCUGAGCGCCGCCCCCCUCCCUCCUUUCCUCCUCCCUCUCUCCUUCCCUCCCUUCUUUCCUCCUCUGCCUCCUCCGCAGCCGGACCAGCUCCCUCCCACAUCUGGCGCUUAGAGACCCUGGGGAUCCCGCGCACACUCCCUUGGACCAGCACCAGACAGAAAGCGCCUUGAGGGGCUUGGGUAGUUUUUCGGGUGGCCAGAGCCGCGGUCCUCUGUCCCCCCGACGGCUGGGGGGAGGGGGGAGGAGGCCGCGCGCCCCCCUCCCCGACGCCAACUCCCCCUGGCGGCCGCUCCCAUGGGUGUCGCUGGGCCGCGCCAUGCCUAAGGAGGCGCCGCGAUGGGCCAAGGGGACGAAAGCGAGCGCAUCGUGAUCAACGUGGGCGGCACGCGCCACCAGACGUACCGCUCGACGCUGCGCACGCUGCCCGGCACGCGGCUCGCCUGGCUGGCUGAGCCCGACGCCCACAGCCACUUCGACUAUGACCCGCGCGCCGACGAAUUCUUUUUCGACCGCCACCCGGGCGUCUUCGCGCACAUCCUGAACUACUACCGCACGGGCAAGCUGCACUGCCCGGCCGACGUGUGCGGGCCACUCUAUGAGGAGGAGCUGGCCUUCUGGGGCAUCGACGAGACCGACGUGGAGCCCUGCUGCUGGAUGACGUACCGCCAGCACCGUGACGCCGAGGAGGCGCUGGACAGCUUCGGCGGCGCGCCCCUGGACAACAGCGCCGACGACGCUGACGCCGACGGCCCUGGCGACUCAGGCGACGGCGAGGACGAGUUGGAGAUGACCAAGCGCCUGGCGCUCAGCGACUCCCCGGACGGCCGGCCCGGCGGCUUCUGGCGCCGAUGGCAGCCGCGCAUCUGGGCGCUCUUCGAGGACCCCUACUCAUCCCGCUACGCGCGGUAUGUGGCCUUCGCCUCCCUCUUCUUUAUCCUGGUCUCCAUCACCACCUUCUGCCUGGAGACCCAUGAGCGCUUCAACCCCAUCGUGAACAAGACGGAGAUCGAGAAUGUUCGGAACGGCACGCAGGUGCGCUACUACCGGGAAGCUGAGACGGAGGCCUUCCUCACCUACAUCGAGGGCGUCUGCGUGGUCUGGUUCACCUUCGAGUUCCUCAUGCGUGUGGUCUUCUGCCCCAACAAGGUGGAGUUCAUCAAGAACUCGCUCAACAUCAUCGACUUUGUGGCCAUCCUCCCCUUCUACCUGGAGGUGGGCCUGAGCGGCCUGUCCUCCAAGGCCGCCAAGGACGUGCUGGGCUUCCUGCGCGUCGUCCGCUUCGUGCGGAUCCUGCGCAUCUUCAAGCUGACCCGCCACUUCGUGGGCCUGCGGGUCCUGGGCCACACCCUCCGCGCCAGCACCAACGAGUUCCUGCUGCUCAUCAUCUUCCUGGCUCUGGGCGUCCUGAUCUUCGCCACCAUGAUCUACUACGCCGAGAGGAUAGGGGCGCAGCCCAAUGACCCCAGCGCCAGCGAGCACACCCACUUUAAGAACAUCCCCAUCGGCUUCUGGUGGGCGGUGGUCACCAUGACGACGCUGGGCUACGGAGACAUGUACCCGCAGACGUGGUCCGGCAUGUUGGUGGGAGCGCUGUGCGCGCUGGCGGGCGUGCUGACCAUCGCCAUGCCCGUGCCCGUCAUUGUGAACAAUUUCGGGAUGUAUUACUCCUUAGCCAUGGCUAAGCAGAAACUACCAAAGAAAAAAAAGAAGCAUAUUCCGCGGCCACCGCAGCUGGGAUCUCCCAAUUAUUGUAAAUCUGUCGUAAACUCUCCACACCACAGUACUCAGAGUGACACAUGCCCGCUGGCCCAGGAAGAAAUUUUAGAAAUUAACAGAGCAGAUUCCAAACUGAAUGGGGAGGUGGCGAAGGCCGCGCUGGCGAACGAAGACUGCCCCCACAUAGACCAGGCCCUCACUCCCGAUGAGGGCCUGCCCUUUACGCGCUCGGGCACCCGCGAGAGAUACGGACCCUGCUUCCUCUUAUCAACCGGGGAGUACGCGUGCCCACCUGGUGGAGGAGUGAGAAAGGAUCUUUGCAAAGAAAGCCCUGUCAUUGCUAAGUAUAUGCCGACAGAGGCUGUGAGAGUGACUUGACCAGGCGGCUUGGCCCAGGACACUGGUGGCUAUUAAGCAUCUGGGUGGACCUGCAGCCCCUCCUCACCCUCGGACAGAGUAAAUUCACGCCAUGCAGGUUUGCCGGACGAGUCCGAGUGGCCCAGGCCUUGUACUAGGACGGACGUAGCUUUUCUACGGCCAAAUGGUAACUGACCGUAGAGGAUUUCUUUUCCUUCUUUUCCUUUUUUAAAAAUUUUAUUUUAUUCGGGGAGGGGGGCGGGGCGGAGGGUUUCCUUAGCAUGACUUGCAUGAAGUUAAACAGAAAACCCAGCCAUCCACACCCCCCACCCCCCCGCACCUGUAUGAUGACCCUUAACCACGACAACGACGAAGAGAAGCGAGAGUCCUCUAUUUCUUUCAAAGCGCUUUCUUUCUUUGAUACACCUUGUUGGAGCCAAACUGUAACAGGGCCGCGUUGGGUAGAAACCUGUACGUUUGGGGGGAUGGAGUGGGGGAGGGGGAGGGACGGGACCGGAGGACUUCCGUCUUUUGUACACACGAUCGAGAGUACGGUUCCCCAAAGGGCAGUCGGUCAGCCAUCGGUCAUAUUGACCUCACCUUCAUAGUGCAUCUCUCACGCGGAACCUGAGAACUUUGCUCCCCGUAGAAUUGUGGAAACUCGCCCUGCUGCCUUCUUUCCUCUGUCUGGCAUGCUUGUGACCCAGCGGACGUCUCCCCAAGACCCCUGACAGCGGCUAGUCUAGGUUGAGUCGAUCAUCUUAGCGGUGUGUAGAUCCAGUGCGACCAACUUUCAUAACAAAUCAUAGUAGAUAAAUCCGCACCGUCUGGAUUUUCCAAGCGUUACUUCAGAGCACCAACAGAUCAGGACCGCAGGAGGGCCGGUCCUCCUCCACUCUGAUUAAGGCACAACCUGGCAUUGUAUGCGAUUUAGUACUUCAGAGUCAAAAAGAAAAACACCAACCACCACCACCACAACAAAAACCCCUGCAUGCCCAAUGUUAUGCAAAGCGAUUCUAGCAUGAAAUAAAUUUUGUAUCAUGGUUUCUGUAUAGUCUAAAGCAGAUUUGUUUUCCUGAAGCAAUCGGAGGUUUGCAGAGACACACUUCUGCAUCUUGAAGAAAUAGAGUAUUUUCCCAACAGAAACAGAGGACAGUAGCUUGGCUUUGGUCUGAUUCUAAAAUUAGUGGUGGGGUGGGGGGUGGGGAAGGAUGAUAUUUUUGAAAAACACAUGCUCGAGUUGAAAAAAAAAAAAAUGCAACAUCUCAAGCUCUCACUGCAGCUCGCAACAUUUCCUGGAAAGAGCAAUGCUGCUUUAGUUCAACGCCCUCCCCUCCUGGGGCCCUGGCCUCGAUAAUAAAAAGCUGACGUUGGAGAUGAA
Sus scrofa (pig) is the source of this 3566-nucleotide messenger RNA. It is a transcript of the gene KCNC1, whose product is annotated as potassium voltage-gated channel subfamily C member 1. The record is from RefSeq and is a predicted model, not a curated record. Gene Ontology annotation, biological process: potassium ion transmembrane transport; action potential; protein homooligomerization. Gene Ontology annotation, molecular function: delayed rectifier potassium channel activity; protein binding. Gene Ontology annotation, cellular component: dendrite membrane; voltage-gated potassium channel complex; presynaptic membrane. Lineage: Eukaryota; Metazoa; Chordata; Mammalia; Artiodactyla; Suidae.